Trametes versicolor FP-101664 SS1 is the source of this 759-nucleotide messenger RNA. RefSeq lists its product as uncharacterized. Lineage: Eukaryota; Fungi; Basidiomycota; Agaricomycetes; Polyporales; Polyporaceae. The transcript has a single exon. Bases 16 to 459 code for a protein of 147 amino acids. The record is from RefSeq and is a predicted model, not a curated record.
GACGGCACAUUCAAUAUGCCAUUGUGGGAGCAUAUACACACGUAUAACCGCACAGCGAGCAGCCUGCGGUGUUGCAUGCCCGCCAGCAAAGCAGAAACCACGCACCUCCAUAGGUACACCGAAAGGGCAGCCCAUCGCGCCCCCUGCGCUCCUCACCCGCCAACGCCCCGGCCCCCAUCCUCCGCAUCUCCUCCACGCCCCCCCUCUCGGAAAUGCCCCCUCCCCGCUCAACCUCCCGGCCCGCGCACAAGCCCAUCCCACUGCCCAAAGCGCCACGGCGAUCACGAAGGCCGUCGCUGCGGCGCACAGCGUUCCGAGCACGCCGCCCGCCACGCCGCCGCCCGCUGCAAGCGCACGUCGCAGCGUGCGGGCCCGCGGGCUCGCUGCGGGCACGGUCCCGCGCUGCUUGCAGCCCCGUCCGCCUGUCGCACGCGCCGCCGCAGGGUUUCUGCGUGCUGAGCGCUGAUCCCCCGCCGAGGUCCGACGGGGCUCGAGGGUGCGCUCCCAGCCGGGCCCGGGGGGCGCCGGGCUGAGCUGCGUGGCGCUCCCGAGCGCGGACCCCGCCGUGAGCCGAGCCCGGGGGUGUUCGCUGUUCGUUUGCGUUGAAACGUAGAGGCCUAGCGGCCAGGGUGGACUUGAACUUGUGUAUGGAUGUGCCACGCACCAUGAGCCCACUAAGGUCUAUAGUACGACGCGCCAACUAGCUCAGGCUUCCAUAGCGAGCUCCUAGCCUCUGCACAAGCUCGUCCCAAGGACCAC